Phacochoerus africanus (Common warthog) is the source of this 4044-nucleotide messenger RNA. RefSeq names its product cadherin 6 (gene CDH6). Gene Ontology annotation, cellular component: plasma membrane; adherens junction; catenin complex. Gene Ontology annotation, molecular function: cadherin binding; calcium ion binding. NCBI's taxonomy places the organism in Eukaryota, Metazoa, Chordata, Mammalia, Artiodactyla, Suidae. The coding region runs from base 324 to 2696 and encodes 790 amino acids. The record is from RefSeq and is a predicted model, not a curated record. The transcript is spliced from 12 exons. Gene Ontology annotation, biological process: cell-cell junction assembly; cell morphogenesis; homophilic cell-cell adhesion.
ACUUCAUUCACUUGCAAAUCAGUGUGUGCCCACAAGAGCCAGCUCUCCGGAGCCCGUAACCUUCCCAUCCCAAGAGCUGCAGUUUCAGCAGCGGCAGCAAGAACGGCUGAGCCGGCGACCGCAGCGGUGGCGGCGGAGGCAGGAGCAGCCUGGGCGGGUCGCAGGGUCUCCCAGGCGCUUGAAGGCGAGCAGAGAUAUCCUCUGAGAGCCAAGCCAAGAACAUUAAGGAAGAAAGGAGGAAUGAGGCUGGAUAAAGUGCGGUGAAAAAAGAUACUUCAAGCGGAGGAGUACCCACUACUCAGAGACCAGACUGUGUCAUCAGAAUGAGAACUUACCGGUACUUCUUGCUACUCUUUUGGGUUGGUCAGCCCUACCCGACUUUCUCAACGCCAUUGUCUAAGAGGACUAGUGGUUUCCCAGCCAAGAAAAGAGCCCUGGAGCUCUCUGGAAGCAGCAAAAAUGAGCUGAACCGUUCAAAAAGGAGCUGGAUGUGGAAUCAGUUCUUUCUCCUGGAGGAAUACACAGGAUCUGAUUAUCAGUAUGUGGGCAAGUUACACUCAGACCAGGAUAGAGGAGACGGAUCACUUAAAUACAUCCUUUCAGGAGAUGGAGCAGGAGAUCUCUUCAUUAUCAAUGAAAACACAGGGGAUAUACAGGCCACAAGGAGGCUGGACAGGGAAGAAAAACCUGUUUACAUCCUUCGAGCUCAGGCUAUAAACAGAAAAACAGGGAGACCGGUGGAGCCCGAGUCUGAAUUCAUCAUCAAGAUCCAUGACAUCAACGACAAUGAACCAAUAUUCACCAAGGAGGUUUACACAGCCACUGUUCCCGAAAUGUCUGAUGUCGGCACAUUUGUUGUCCAAGUCACUGCAACUGAUGCUGAUGACCCGACAUACGGGAACAGUGCUAAAGUUGUCUAUAGCAUCCUCCAGGGACAGCCCUAUUUUUCAGUUGAAUCAGAAACAGGUAUCAUCAAGACAGCCUUGCUCAACAUGGAUCGAGAAAACAGGGAGCAGUACCAAGUGGUGAUUCAAGCCAAGGAUAUGGGCGGCCAGAUGGGGGGAUUAUCUGGGACCACCACAGUGAACAUCACGCUGACAGACGUCAAUGACAACCCUCCCCGGUUCCCCCAGAGUACCUACCAGUUUAAAACCCCCGAAUCCUCUCCACCGGGUACACCAAUUGGCAGGAUCAAAGCCAGCGAUGCUGACAUGGGAGAAAAUGCUGAAAUUGAGUACAGCAUUACAGAGGGAGAGGGGCUGGACAUGUUUGAUGUCAUCACCGAUCAGGAAACCCAGGAAGGGAUUAUAACUGUCAAAAAGAUCUUAGACUUUGAAAAGAGGAAAGUGUACACCCUCAAAGUGGAAGCCUCCAAUCCUCACGUUGAACCCCGCUUUCUCUACCUGGGUCCAUUCAAAGAUUCAGCCACGGUUAGAAUUAUGGUGGAAGAUGUAGACGAGCCCCCUGUCUUCAGCAAACUGGCCUACAUCCUACAAAUAAGAGAAGAUGCUCAGAUAAACACGACGAUAGGUUCGGUCACAGCCCAAGAUCCAGAUGCUGCCAGGAAUCCUGUCAAGUAUUCUGUCGAUCGACACACAGAUAUGGACAGAAUAUUCAACAUCGAUUCUGGAAAUGGUUCGAUUUUUACAUCGAAACUUCUUGACCGAGAAACAUUGCUGUGGCACAACAUUACAGUGAUAGCAACAGAGAUCAAUAAUCCAAAGCAAAGCAGCCGCGUACCUCUAUAUAUUAAAGUUCUAGAUGUUAAUGACAACCCCCCAGAAUUUGCUGAGUUCUAUGAAACCUUUGUCUGUGAAAAAGCAAAAGCAGAUCAGUUGAUUCAGACCCUACGAGCCGUUGACAAGGAUGACCCUUACAGCGGGCACCAGUUCUCAUUCUCUUUGGCCCCCGAAGCAGCCAGUGGCUCAAACUUUACCAUUCAAGACAACAAAGACAACACCGCGGGAAUCUUAACUCGGAAAAAUGGCUAUAAUAGACAUGAGAUGAGCAUCUAUCUCCUGCCUGUGGUCAUAUCAGACAACGACUACCCAGUUCAAAGCAGCACUGGGACAGUGACUGUCCGGGUCUGUGCAUGUGACCACCAAGGGAACAUGCAGUCCUGCAAUGCGGAGGCCCUCGUCCACCCCACGGGACUGAGCACAGGGGCUCUGAUUGCCAUCCUUCUGUGCAUCGUGACCCUACUAGUGACAGUGGUGUUGUUUGCAGCUCUGAGGCGGCAGCGGAAAAAAGAACCUUUGAUCAUUUCCAAAGAGGACAUCAGAGACAACAUUGUCAGUUACAACGACGAAGGUGGCGGAGAAGAGGACACGCAGGCCUUUGAUAUUGGCACCCUGAGGAAUCCUGAAGCCAUAGAGGACAGCAAAUUACGCAGGGACAUCGUGCCCGAAGCCCUUUUUCUACCCCGACGGACUGCAGCAGCGCGUGACAACACCGACGUCCGAGAUUUCAUUAACCAAAGGUUAAAGGAAAAUGACACAGACCCCACCGCCCCGCCCUACGACUCCUUGGCCACCUACGCCUACGAGGGCACCGGCUCGGUGGCCGAGUCCCUGAGCUCGCUGGAGUCGGCGACCACGGAUGGAGAUCAAGACUACGAUUACCUUAGUGACUGGGGGCCUCGGUUCAAAAAGCUUGCAGAUAUGUACGGAGGGGUGGACAGUGACAAGGACUCCUAAUAUGUUGCCUUUUUCAUUUUCCAGUACAACACUAAAACAUGUGAAGUGGCUAUUUCUUUCUAUUUAUCCACUGCUCCGUGAAGGGUUCUCUGUUCUAGCCGUUCCAACAGUCAAUGGCUGCAGUCCGUGUGGAUCCAGUGUUAGAGACGUUUUUCUAGUACAGUUUUACGAGCUUCCGAGAGGCAAAUGUUUAUUUUUUAGUGCAUCUGGUUAACCAUGUCAGCUCAACAGGCGCCGUGCUAGGGGAGAGGAUGGGGAGUCAUCUUCUCCCGUGCUCUCUUAGGGCAAGUUUGGAAUCUGCUUAAUUCCACGGACCUGGUCUCUUAGGACAUCGCAUUGACUCAUGUUCCCGCUGACUGCUCUGUACAUUUCACUUGCUAAUGGGAUGAGGGAUUGUGCUUUAAUUAUAAAAUAUAGUUUUAGUAAAAGAAAUAAGGGAGGAACCACUGUUCCUGGUACAUCAGCUCACAAGGAGAUGAUGAACUGUGGAUGGGUGUGUUUUUCUAUCACAAAGAAUUUAAAAUGAUAUUUGCCAGUCUUUGCCCUUCACAUCUUUUUCUGGCACCAAUGACUAUUCAAGACAUCAGAUCUACCAACGUUUUGAGAUUCUCCUUCCUUUUUAGGAAAUGAUGCCAAUUAAGUGGUAACAUUCAAAAAUAACAACCAAAAAAAACAAAACAAAAAAAAACACACUUAAUAAGACCUCAUUCCUUGCCACUGACUUAUAAUUUGUUAUAUAGUAGACAUGCGAAAGUUUGCCCUUGCACCAUAUAAAGGGAACGGGAAAAUAGCUAAUAAUGUUAACAAAGGAAAUAUUUAGCAUAUUUUAAACUUUGGGCCACCAAAUGUAUCAUGGAUCACUUGAAAUUAUUUCAGCCAGCAGUAGGCUAAUUACAAAUAAGUCUAACUGUUUAAAACAUUCUUAAAGGAACUUUUCUGAGACAAAGUUUAACUCCUUGUCUAUAGUCGUCAGUAUUACUUGAAUAUACUUGAAAGUAGCAGUGUGAAGUACAAUAAUUCAUAUUCUUCAGAUACUUCUUACACAAUUAAGUUGCAUUAGUAAAGGUAGGUUAAAUAAAACUCAAAUCCCUCUCUCAAAGAGUUUAAUGGGGAGGUAAGAGCCAGUCACACUUAAACUUGACACCCUGUCUUUCACAUCCGGAAACAUCCGUAUAUUUAUAUAAUGUGAUAGAUGUAGAUGAACAUUGAAAUCUACAUUUCAAUGAUGAUUUUCAAUGGUGAAAAACUACAUAUCAAAGUUUGGAAGACGCUUUGCAGAGGGAAAACUUGGAUUCCCUUCAACAGGGGUGUUUAAGACAAUUAAAAUGAUAGUUGACUUUCAAAAGCA